Acanthosepion pharaonis is the source of this 1017-nucleotide messenger RNA. Lineage: Eukaryota; Metazoa; Mollusca; Cephalopoda; Sepiida; Sepiidae. The record is from the annotation of a GenBank genome assembly.
AUGAUACGGCAUUGCUUGUCGCCUCAGCUCCAAAUUAAAGGAUUAUUUGGGGAUUUUUUGUUUUUGUUUUGGGCGAUCAUCUUAAUCCUUCGCCUUCUUUCUUUUUUUCUUUUUAUCCUUCUUAUUUUCUUUCUUUCCUUCUUUCUUUCUGUUUGGUCUAUCUGUCUUUCUUUCUAUCUGUCUUUCUUUUUGUUUGUCUUUCUUUCAUUCAUUCUUUCUGUCUUAGUCACUGUCUUUCUUUUUUCUUUCUUUUCUUUUUUCUUUCUUUAUUUAUUUCUUCUUUUUAUCUUUCUUAUUUUCUUUCUUUGCUUCUUUCUGUUUUUCUUUAUAUCUGUCUUUCUUCCUCUCUGUCUGACUUUCUGUUUUUCUGUCAGUCUUUCGGUCUUUCUUUCUUUCUUUCUUUCUUUCUUUCUUUCUUUCUUUCUGUUUGGUCUAUUUGUCUUUCUUUCUAUGUGUCUUUCUUUUUGUUUGUCUUUCUUUCUUUCUGUCUUACUCACUGUCUUUCUUUCUUUUUUCUUUCUUUCUUUCUUUCUUUCUUUCUUUCUUUAUUUAUUUAUUUAUUUACUUACUUAUUUCUUCUUUUUAUCUUUCUUAUUUUCUUUCUUUCCUUCUUUCUGUUUUUCUUUCUAUCUGUCUUUCUUCCUCUCUGUCUUACUUUCAGUCUUUCUGUCAGUCUUUCUUUCUAUCUGUUUUUCUUUCUUUCUUUCUUUCUUUCUUUCUUUCUUUCUUUCUGUUUGGUCUAUCUGUCUUUCUUUCUAUCUGUCUUACUCACUGUCGUUUUUUCUUUUUGACUCUUUACUUUCUGUCUUUAUUUCUUACAUUAUUUCGUUCUCUUUUUCUUUCUUUCUUUCUUUCUUUCUUUCUUUCUUUCUUUCUUUCUUUCUUUCUUUCUUUCUUUCUGUCUGUCUGUCUGUCUGUCUGUCUGUUUUUCUUUCUUAUGUUUUUAAAUCUAUCUAUCUAUCUAUCUAUCUAUCUAUCUAUCUAUCUAUCAUGGGGAAAUAUCUCCUGAUACACUGA